GAAUGUAUUUUUUAAGCCCCAAAAUGUGCCCCCAUUCCCUCCAAUUUCCCCUUCCCCGAGGGACAUCGACAAUUUAACAAGGUUCAUUCUCACUUACGUUCCACCACUCACGCACACAAUCAAAUCAUUCCCGACACGUUGAACUGUGACGUGUUCCGUGGCGUGCUCAAGUGUAUUUUAGUCAACCACUCCAGUUCAGUUCAGUGUGCACGAGUUCGUCAGCUCGUGCAGUCGGAGUUACCACCGCAGUGCCAUUAACAUCAAUCAAUGCACAACACUGCAGUUUCGACGUCUUCUGUUAUCAUUUGACAAGACAACGAGGGGAGAAUUAGAACACCAGGGGAAUUGAAUGGUUCACACAUUUGUCCCAUAAAAUGUUCAUCGAUGAUGUUAUCUAUGUCAUCGUGUUGCUGUUGUGCAUCGGAUUCGGCCAAGUGUUCAGGGGACUCAAGGAUGCCAAUACCAAACAGUGGGUGUCCACCGGCUUCGGGUUACUCGUGGGCUCCGUUGUUUCCGGUGUGCACAUUUUACACCCUAUUAUAAGUACUGUUAUUGCUGCGGUUUUGAUAACAAAUUUGUCACAUAGAACGAGACACAUAGCUGCCUUUUUCUUCUCCUUCUUCUACCUCCUCUUCGUAUUUCGCCUGUGCGAUUGGUAUGGCGCGGAAAUACCCUCGACCCACACGAAUCUCCUCCAGAUGAUCAUCACCCUGAGGCUCGCCGGCCUCGGAUUCGAGAUGAAUUCGGCGGUUGAGAGUCUCAAGGAAGACCCCAACAACAGGACUUACAAGGCUAUGAAAAACAUCGGGUUCCUCGAUGUGUGCCAUUUUUCAAUGGGAUACGUGGGACUUUUAACAGGUCCUUACUACACCUACAGAACGUACUGGGACUCCAUACACCACAAUUUCGGUGACUACAUCGACUGCAAAGGUCAAACCCUCCAGAAACUGAAGAAAAUAGCUGUUGCUGUCGUUUUCCACCUGUUCUUCAACUACUACUAUCCCAUAAGUUACGUUUACACCGAGGAGUUCCAGGGGAGAUCGCUGUUGUACCGAUACUUCUAUGUCUACCCCUCGUUUUUCAAUUUCAAGACGAGGAUAUACGCCGGGAUGAUGCUGUCCGAGUGCGUCUGCCACAUGGCUGGGCUUGGAGCUUAUCCCACGAGCAGUGAGCCUCGAUCGGGACUGGGACCGACGGACUACAAGAAAAUUUUAGAACUAGCCGACAAUCCCGAAAAACUGAAAUCCGAGAAGAUGGACUUUGAGACUGUCCACAAUAUCGACAUUCCCGAGGUGGAGAGGUGCUUCUUGGUGAGGAAAGCCAUGAAAUCCUGGAACAUCACUGUGCAGUACUGGAUGGCAGCUUACGUCUACAAGCAAUUCCCCAGCAAAUCCCUGAGGACAGCCGCCACCUUCAUGAUCUCAGCUGUGUGGCACGGCUGGGCAUUUGGAUACUACGUUUCACUAUUAUCGCUUAUAUUUUUCCUACCGGUGGAGGAUCUCUACGUGAAGUUCUAUAACCAGAGUCAGGACAAUAGUUUGAGGAAAAACGGACUCUGGGUUCUCCUCUACUUCCUCAGAUUCUCCUGCAUGUCCUACUUGGGAAUUGGUUUCCAACUGCUGGAGUACGACAAUACAGUCUACUACUUCACCAACAUUUACGCCGCUGGCCACGUUUUAGUGGGGAUACUAUACAUAAUCGGUCGUCAGAUGAAGCCGCUGACAAUUGUUGAAACUGAUAAGAGGCUGUGAAUUACAAAACCCCUCGUUGUUGAUGUUACGAAAGUACCUCUUUGCAUUAUAACGCCCGUGAUCUUCCACUAUCUUGUUACCAAUUUCAAAGACGAAACGAAGGAUGUGAUAAUGCACAAUUAUACAUAUUUAUGCACAACAGCUGAAUUGAGAGGAGCAGGAAUUUUAUAUACAGAUAAUUAAGGAGUUGAAUGGAUUUGAAUUCUAAAUAAAAAUUAUUAGAGAUUUUA
This is a messenger RNA of Diachasma alloeum, 1981 nucleotides long. It is a transcript of the gene frj, whose product is annotated as lysophospholipid acyltransferase 7. Gene Ontology annotation, molecular function: lysophospholipid acyltransferase activity. The record is from RefSeq and is a predicted model, not a curated record. The coding region runs from base 375 to 1751 and encodes 458 amino acids. Gene Ontology annotation, biological process: phosphatidylinositol biosynthetic process; lipid modification. The transcript has 6 exons. Gene Ontology annotation, cellular component: mitochondria-associated endoplasmic reticulum membrane contact site; membrane. NCBI's taxonomy places the organism in Eukaryota, Metazoa, Arthropoda, Insecta, Hymenoptera, Braconidae.